Maniola jurtina (meadow brown) is the source of this 4966-nucleotide messenger RNA. RefSeq names its product Hermansky-Pudlak syndrome 5 protein homolog (gene pink). Lineage: Eukaryota; Metazoa; Arthropoda; Insecta; Lepidoptera; Nymphalidae. The transcript has 5 exons. Gene Ontology annotation, molecular function: protein binding. The coding region runs from base 140 to 3145 and encodes 1001 amino acids. Gene Ontology annotation, biological process: developmental pigmentation. Gene Ontology annotation, cellular component: cytoplasm. The record is from RefSeq and is a predicted model, not a curated record.
AGUUGAAGGUUGACACCAUGUUGACACAUUAAUGUUAUGUCAAUGACAGAUUGUCAAAAUUUGACAUUAGUCCACUAAUGUUUAUUUACUGAAAAACAGGUGUGAAUUUGUGAAAUAUUAGAAAAUGUGCAUCUAAAACAUGUCUGAUUCCAAAAUACCACCGUAUAUCCUGCAGGAGCUGCCAGAUAUUACCGAAACUGUAAAAUAUCCCAUAAAAAAUAUACAGCGCAUUAAGUAUACCUGUUUUGAUAUAUCAAGGUCUUUGAUAGCAUUUGGGGCAACCAGUGGUGGGAUCUAUGUGUUCAACAGGUGGCCAUGUGAAUUUGUACAGCUUAUACCCAGUAAGGAUGGUCCAAUCACCCGACUGGCAAUAUCACCAGACGAGAAGCACAUAGGUUUUGCGAAUGGCAAAGGUUUCCUCACAGUGACAGAGUGUGACCAAUCGCAAAGCAAUGGCUACUCAUCAACCUCGUCGAAGGAGCAUCAAGGGAAUGAAGUUACAGCGAUGGUGUGGAGUAGGAAUAUGCUCUUUGCUGGAGACGAUGUUGGCAAAGUAUCAGUUUUACAAGUGCAAGGCUUUAUUGCAAAAACAAUGUUCCAGAGUUCCUCUCAAACAAUAAUGAGUUUAGACUCACGAAUAUGCCAACUCGACUCAAGAGACUGUAUGAUACUUGUGUCAACUCUCACGCGAUGCUACAUAUGUAAUACUACUCAGGAACAAUACAGGCAGAUAGGCCAGAAGCUCAGAGAUGGAGAGUUUGGGGCUUGUUUUGCAAAUGCACAGAAGCCUCUAAUGAAUGGUUCAAUAGAUAAUAAGGAACAGAAUUUUACGGAAGUCAAAAAAUAUAAUAUUGUUGAUGAUGAUGCUAGAUUCAUUGUUGGCGAAGAAUUUUCUAAUACCGUUAUAUUUUGCGCGCGACCUUCCUCCCGUUUAUGGGAAGCAACUGUCGACGGCAUGGUUCAGAGAACCCACCAGUUCAAACAAGUCUUGGCCAAACAACCCAUGAAAGUUGUCUCACUAGAAUCCUAUGAAAAAGAAACAUAUUGUAUAGAAAACUUGUCAGAUGAUAUUGGUGGACGAUCUGUUAACUUUUCUAAAAUAUACAGCUUUAGUGAUACCAUAUUCGCAUAUAAUAAAAACGCAAUAUACUUUUUAAAUUUUCAAAAUGUCGAUAAUACAGUAUGGUUUGAUGCGUACAAAGACAUCGUUGAAUGCAAGUUAUACAAUGAUAUGCUAUAUGUUUGGUUGGCUAACGGAUCUCUUGUAAGCUUAAAAUUCAUGAAGUUGGAUACGUUUCUAGUAAAAUGUUAUUUCGACGAGAAAUUUUUACUAUGUGCAGAACUGUGCAACAUUUUCAAGGAUUACUUGCUUUCACAAAACUUAUCCCCGAAAUUAAAUGUUUUAGUUGGAUUACGAGAUAAGCUGGACAAUAAUGGGGUAUUAGAAAAUGUUGAGGGUGUUCUACAAAAGUUUGAUAGUCUGAAAUCUAGUGACGCCACUCAAUUGAACUCUGGAAUUUACGUUCUAGAAAAUACAUAUCACACACAAUCAUUAUUAGAUGAAAAUGUUCAAACAAAACAGGACGAAAACAUAUUUGGGCCUUUAACACCAGAAGCAAUGCAAGCCUUAAAAGGAUUGAGCAUAACAGUAUCCGAUAAGCUGAACACGAGUAAAAAAAUGCUAAAAGAAAAAUGGGAAGACUUGAAACAUCUUAGUAUUGAAAAGCAAGAUAUAUCUCAGUUCAAAACAAUCCAAGAAAACGACAAAGCUCCUAAAUGGAUUUCUCGUGAUGAAUAUACUCUCGAAGACGCGCCGGUCGUGUUAGACAAUGAUAUUAUUUUCAAAGAAACUAGUCAAGAUAUUAUAGAAGUCGACAAUAAUGUUUUAGAGCAAGAUAAGAUUUGCAAAAUGCUAUACCAAUAUUCUAGGUUAAGUCUUGUGAAUACAGAAUCGGAGUUGUCGAAUUUAAACUCGAUAAUCGAGAGCUACGCCUGUGAUAUUAGCCAGAUACAUGAUCUAAUGUUGUUACUAGAAAAGUAUUGUGUUUCUAUAGGUGCUGUAGAUGAAGCUACGUUUGUGCCGAACAAUAUAUUUCUAACUUACUUGAGCAAUUCUGAGAACAAAUGUGCUUUGAUAGAAUUAAUAAUAAAAGAUGAAGUGCUGUAUAAAUAUUUCGUGGAUUCUUGUAUAGCUGUGAAUAUAAAGACUCAGAAACACUCGAAUAUUGGUUGCGAAUGUGGUUUUCCACUUCCGUAUGUGAGAACGAGUCAAAUGCCAGUAUUUUCCGAGUUAAUAGACGAAUUUAUCGAACAGCAGUGGUCGAGUCAGACGAAGGAGCAAUGCUACGAAGUUUGUAGAAAAAUGCCUUAUCUGUGGAGGAAAAUUUUGUACUUACGAAGAAAUGAAGACUUAAUCAACGUACUCAGGAUCCUUUUACAGAUGCUAGAUGAGAGUUUGUUGCACUCAUUUUUACCUCAAUUCACGUUGGACACGUGGGAACGCGCUGUACAACUUUAUGCGACUUUGUAUGCAAAUAUGUGCUUAAAUUGCAAUAAAAAGUUUGAACACAUAUCCGUAAAAGACAUGUUGAGUUGGGAUCAAUUGGGCUUGAUGAUUAUAAAAUCGGUUGGCGGUAGGAAUGCAGUUAAAGUAAUGCAAAAGCAUGCGAAUUUGAUAGAGUUUGGUGCGUUGACAGUGAAAUUCUAUUACGCUUGCCUGUUAGUGGCUUUGUACGAGAAAUAUGACUGCACGAUAACAAUUCCGUUGGCCGAUACGAUAUACAGCUCAUACGAAUUUGAAGAGUCUAGGAAAGAGUUACACAAACUUCUACAAAGUACUUCAAUGGGAGUUAUAAAGAAUACUGCAUUACCUCUAACCAUAGCAGCAACAUCCCCCUUUUGGGGGCUUAAGGAAGUGUAUGAAAAAUUAUCCAAAGACCCUCAAGAAAAUCUCCUUUCAAAUGACAUUUCUAUGGCCAUGACUGUCAACAAUUUGACUGACUGUGCGCUGUGUGGGUUGCCAUUACAAAAUUUAGUGCUAAUCAAAGAUGGCGGCUUGUGGGUAUUUAGGUGUGGCCACACUUUCCACGGCGCUUGUUUGAAUUUGAACCAAAUAAAAUUGUGCCCUUCUUGCUCUAUUAAAUGAAUGCUUUAUGUGUGUUAUUAUUUUAUAUUUAUAAUAAGUCUGUGUUAAUGGCGUUGGUUCUGAUGUUAUUCUCUAAACUAAAUUUAGAGUAUCUGCAUCUGUUUCUUUUUAAUAUUGCUAAAAAAGGACAGAAGAUUAAUUUUAAAUUGAAGGACUCUUUUUAAUGCUUCUCUACAAAUUUAAACACCCAUGACACGAGAAUUUUCAAUUAAGUUUGUCUCUCUUUUUAUUUUUACUGGUGUAACAUUGUGUUAGAAAAAGAUGUGAAUACUUUAAAAUUUAGUUGCGAUUAGAAUCAGUACCAUUGUAUUGGUAAAAGCUAAAAUUCAUUUUGGAACUAAAAAUGUAUAUAUUGAAAUCAUUACAGUAACAUAAAUCAAAACUGUUGUCGUGCAUGGUUAUCUAGCUUUCGUAUAAUAAUGGCAACAUAUUUUGUUAAAAAUUCAUGUUUUUGUAUUGAAAUUAUGAAAUCGUUCUUGCCAUGCCAUGUCCUAUGAAUUUUUGUAUGUUAAAAAUUUAAAUAUUGCGAUAAUCUUGCCAAAUUCCAGAAAUCAAAAAGAUUUCUGCGUUACGAUUACGACCUACUUUAACCUACUUGUCAACUAAAAUAUUAUAAAGAUGUCAAUAGAUGGCGCUUCAAAACUUUCACAAGACUUUUUUUAAAAGAAUAUUAGCCAUGCUAAUCAUGACUAAUACUCCCUUUCCCCUCCAAUUAAGCGUAAAGCUUGUGCCAGGAGUGGGUACGACAACAGUGCAACGGGUGGGGUUUGAACCGCCGACCUUUCGGAAUUCAGUUCGCUCCUCAACCGUUUAGCUGUCGAGGCUAUAACUAUUUAUUACUUUAUAAAACCUAUUUAGAAUUUUUGGAUUGAUACUCGUUCCUGGUAUCAAGUAAGUACGUAAAAUUCUUUACUUUAGCAAAGCCUAUGGGAAAACCUAGAUUUUUUCAGUAAAACUAAAACCAUGUACUAGACUCUUUUAAGCUCACUUUUACUUUUAGGUUUUACAGUUCAAAAGGUUAAUUUAUUCUAGUCUAAUAAUAUUAUUUAUGCUUUUUAAGUUGAUUUAAUUGAGGUGUUAUUUUUAACAUGACUUCAAUAUAUGACUAUAAUAAUUCAUGACUAUAAUAAACAUGGCUUAAAAAUUGCACUUUUUUAACCUUGUGUAAAGUGUAAUAUAUUAAUUUGUUAUGGUGCUGCCAGACAACUUAAUAUAUAAGUAUAACUAUUAUAUAUAACUAUUUUGUAUAUUGUUACUAUGUUGUAUACAGAUAUAUAUUAUUAUGUCGAAAAAUAUUGAUAGGAUUUAUACCAGCGUUGGAGUGAGUAACAUAAUAUUAUAACAUUGUGCUACAUUAUAACUGCUGUAUAACAAUUAAAAAAAAUAAAACUGUGCUAUCUUAAUAUAUAUAAGUAGGUACCUACCUGAUAAUAUAGUAUAUGCACGUGAGAUAUUCUCUCUGCAAAUAGGUAAUGUUUAGUAAAUAAAGUUGUGUAUCCAAAUAGUAACUAAAACAAUAGACACAUACAAAUAAUAUCGUACAAACAAGUUUUAAAAUAGGAGAACACUUUCAAUGUAUUGUAGAUUGUAAUUGUAUGUCAUCGUCAUUAUAAUACAGGUCUCAUUAUAAAUUAAAGCCAGCGCAAACAGACAGAGUUGAGUUGAGUACAGCCAAGUCUUUAAUAACAAAUUAGGCUGAGAUCUACAGAUCACACUUUGACUUUGCUCAGACUUAAGAGGGCUCUCUCCGUCACUCGUUUCAUACAGUCGUAGUUCCAAUUUCAUUUGAAUAUUAAGCAACCAAUGAAAGUCCAUGAAAUU